GCAAGACGACCACGCGUUGCCAGUCCCACUCUAGCUAGCAGGCUGCGAAGAAGAGCGAAGGCAAGCUUUCUUUGGCGGCGCAAGGGAAGCUGAACUCUGUUGGAGCUCGCGCACUGAGGCCGCACAUCGAAAUGGCGGCGCCACCAGAGAGGAUGGAGGUUUCUCAGGGAGCUAACGGAGCAAAACCUGCUGCUGAAGAUAUGACAUCAAAGGAUUAUUAUUUUGACUCAUACGCUCACUUCGGCAUCCAUGAGGAGAUGCUUAAAGAUGAGGUCCGUACGCUGACCUACCGGAACUCAAUGUUCCACAACAAGCAUCUUUUUAAAGAUAAGGUGGUGUUGGAUGUGGGCAGUGGGACGGGCAUUCUCUGCAUGUUUGCUGCCAAGGCUGGAGCCAAAAAAGUUAUAGGGAUUGAGUGCAGCAGCAUCUCAGACUACGCUGUGAAAAUAGUGAAGGCCAAUAAGCUGGAUGACGUGGUGACCAUCAUUAAAGGAAAAGUGGAGGAGGUGGAUUUGCCUGUGGACGGAGUAGAUAUCAUCAUAUCUGAGUGGAUGGGCUACUGUCUCUUCUACGAGUCUAUGCUCAAUACAGUCAUCUAUGCCCGGGACAAGUGGCUGAAGCCAGACGGACUAAUUUUCCCAGACAGGGCAACUCUUUACGUGACUGCCAUUGAAGACCGACAGUACAAGGACUACAAAAUUCACUGGUGGGAGAAUGUGUAUGGAUUUGACAUGUCCUGUAUCAAGGAGGUGGCAAUUAAGGAACCCCUGGUUGAUGUAGUAGACCCCAAGCAGCUGGUCACCAGCGCCUGUCUCAUCAAGGAGGUGGACAUCUAUACAGUGAAGUUAGAUGACUUGACGUUCACCUCACCAUUCUGCCUGCAAGUUAAGAAGAACGACUACAUCCAUGCACUCGUUACCUACUUCAACAUCGAGUUCACUCGCUGUCACAAGAGGACCGGCUUUUCUACCAGCCCAGAGUCCCCCUACACUCACUGGAAGCAGACAGUCUUCUACUUGGAUGAUUACCUGACUGUCAAGAUAGGAGAAGAGAUCUUGGGCACCAUCAGCAUGAAGCCAAACGUCAAGAAUAAUAGGGACCUGGACUUCACCGUAGACAUCGACUUCAAGGGUCAACUUUGUGAGGUGUCCAAGACGUCCGAGUACAGGAUGCGUUAGAAGCCUCUCUUAUCUCUCGGUGUAUAGUUUGUCUUUAAAGGCCGACUUGGAGUGUUGAAACAGUUUAAAUACUCCCCUGCAGCAACGUUUUAAACACAUUUCCCCUCAACCAUUUGCUCAAAUAUUGUUCAUCUUUAGGGUUUUUCACAAUUUGGGGAGUGAGACGGCAGUACGACUCGCGCAGUAGUCAAUCUCGUGUUUGUGACCGACGUCCUCUCGGGUUCACUUUGUCCUCUCAUUCUUUGCACAUGCAAGACCCGUAGACACAAACACUACAGCUCCCCAUGACACAUCUGCUUGGAGUCACUGCCCUCUUUUAUUUCUUUGGACUUUGUCAAAGCUGUAGGCGUGUGGGUUCCUGGUUUUCUUUGAAGAAAACUAGCAACCUAGAUUCUGUAUAGAAACGUAACUAGCUAGUAUUAAACCCAAACUGAUAAGACGCACUCCGAGUUAAGAGGCUCUGUCUUACGGUCACAUUGACUUUAGAGAUUUUUAAUCAUCUUAAAGAACAUAGUCAAUGUGUAGCGAGCUAGCCUUACUCUCUUGUCCCAUAAUGGUGACAGUAGGUCUUGUAGGUUCUAUCCUUGUGGUGUCCAUCACCAAGCAGCCCGUCCUCCCUCAUUUUGCUUUUACCAGGUCAAAUCAUUUUGAGAACCAAAUGUCGUCAUCCGAAGUAAGUCGUUUUAGUGUUUUCAUAGUGUAAGUGUUAACUGCUGGGCAUGAAGGAAGGAAGAAGACUGACUGGUUCCAGCUGUUUCACAUGGCUCCACACCUGUUUCUUUGGAGCUUGUGUGUUCUCGCACAAUUAGUGUUGUCUAAGGCUCUUUGAGUUGACUUGAACUGAACUUACUAAGUUGGCCCUCAGCAGACAUGACUGGCCACACUGACUUUGUUUUGUAUUUUUAUUUUUUCCCUCUGCUGCUUUUUUAUAAUAAAACUAAACCUGUAAAUUAAACUUUGUUUUGCAGCAGCUCUAGUCUGGAUGUUUUCUGACAUUGUAAGGUUUAUGAGCAUUCAAAGUGUCCUGUAUUAAUAUCGGCAGUAUUUUCUAACUUAACAGAUUCCAUUUUCUGCAAACAUUGAAAUUUCAAGUUUGAGCUCAUUCAUUACAUCUUUGCUUGUUUCACACUCUUUACAUUUUCUGGACUCAAAAUAUGAAAUGUUUUUCUUACACUCCGCAUUUAUCAACAGGUUCAAUACAUCGAGUGUAUUGUUAUGGAAAAGUACCACUUUUUUCAUACCAAAUAUUUGUUGACAACUCGGCGUUUCUCAUCUAAUUCAAACCAUUGCAAUGUUAAAAUGGGUGUUUGCCUUCAGCUGAAAACUUUUUUGCCCAGCAUUUAACAAUUCCCAUUAAAAUGAAUAGAGAACUUAUCUUAAAAUUACAUUUCUCAACCCCUGCAAACCCCAGCAUCAAAACUAACCUUAGACAAUUUUCUACUAUCCAAAAACUGAAUCUAUUUUUGUUUUGUUCCCAACCAAUCUGCUGCAGCACACUAUUGUGCCGUACAAACUGUAUAAAAUAAAAA
Messenger RNA from Entelurus aequoreus (snake pipefish), 2707 nucleotides. RefSeq names its product protein arginine methyltransferase 1 (gene prmt1). The transcript is spliced from 10 exons. Gene Ontology annotation, molecular function: protein-arginine N-methyltransferase activity. Gene Ontology annotation, cellular component: nucleus. The record is from RefSeq and is a predicted model, not a curated record. Lineage: Eukaryota; Metazoa; Chordata; Actinopteri; Syngnathiformes; Syngnathidae. The coding region runs from base 132 to 1178 and encodes 348 amino acids.